AUGAACCUGUGCACAAGCUGGAUAAUUUCGUGGAAGUUCCUAUCUGAGCCUGUUGCCGCUGGUCAGGUUGGCGGCCACGAAGGCGUGGGCAUUGUGGCGCAAAUGGGGCCAUUCAGUGACUCUUCCGGUGUGAAGAUCGGCGAUCGUGUUGGAAUUAAAUGGAUUGCAUACGCCUGUGGCAACUGCGCACCUUGUUUGGCUGGUGCAGAUGAUCUCUGGCUACACAUCGCCGGAACCUUCCAGCAAUUUGUUCUCGCCCCCGCCCACUAUGUCACUCCUAUCCCGGAGGGACUGUCCAGUGAGAUGGCUGCCCCAUUGCUGUGUGGCGGAGGGACGGUAUACUCUGCCCUGAAAAAGAGCAAGGCUCAGUCGGGAGAUUGGGUUUCAGGGCCAGCCGCCUCUGCGAAGGUCCUGGCUGCCACUGGAGGCGAGGGCGCCGCGGCGGUGGUUGUCUGUAGCGGAAACAAUGCCGCGUACGCUCAGGGACUAGAUUUCCUGAAGUUCAACGGCAUCCUGGUGGGUGUUGGUGUUCCUGGUGAUCUUCAACCGAUCGAGAAUGCCUGCCCUCACCUCAUGGUUUCCAAGCAGCUCGCCAUUGUCGGCAGCACUGUGGGUAACCGACGAGAUGCGAUCGAAACUCUGAACAUGGCGCAGAGAGUUGUCUCUACGUCCUUUAAGUUGGAGAAUGUGCAGAGCCUGGAUCGUAUUUUCGGGGAAAUGAAGGAUGGACAGUUACAGGGACGUGUUGUACUAGACCUUCAAACAUGGGCAUGA
This is a messenger RNA of Penicillium argentinense, 774 nucleotides long. RefSeq lists its product as uncharacterized. Bases 1 to 774 code for a protein of 257 amino acids. The record is from RefSeq and is a predicted model, not a curated record. NCBI's taxonomy places the organism in Eukaryota, Fungi, Ascomycota, Eurotiomycetes, Eurotiales, Aspergillaceae. Gene Ontology annotation, molecular function: zinc ion binding; oxidoreductase activity. The transcript has 4 exons.